AUGUACGGAGUAAGGAAGUUUGGCGCAGAGUAUACCUUAGAGCACACAACAUAUAUAACGAAGGGGGACAGGAUAAUUUCCCCCUUCCAUGAUAUUCCUGUGUCAGAGGAUGGGUUUAAGCUGGUGAAUGUUGUCAAUGAGAUUCCCAGGUUCAGCAAUGCAAAGAAGGAGAUAAACAAGGAGCUCGAGUGCAACCCAAUUAAGCAGGAUGUAAAGAAUGGAAAUGUCAGGUUUGUGAAGAACAUGUAUCCAAUGAAGGGGUACAUCUGGAACUACGGUGCAAUCCCACAGACAUGGGAGAGCACAGAGGUGCCAGACAGCAGAACCGGAAUCAAAGGAGACAAUGACCCAAUUGAUGCUAUUGAGAUAGGAGACAGGAUUAUUGGCUCUGGCGAGGUCUACAAAGCAAAAGUACUAGGAGCCAUUGCCAUGAUAGAUGGGGGUGAGUGCGACUGGAAGAUCCUGGUUAUAAACACAGAAGAUGAGAUGUUUGGAAAGAUCAGCUCAUUAGAGGAUGUUGACAAGUAUAAGCCAGGCCUGCUUGACCAGACAAGAGAGUGGUUCAGGAACUACAAAGUAGCAGACAAAGAAGGAAACUCAGGAAGCAAGAACGAGUUUGCAAAUGACGAGAAGUACUACACUGCACAGGAGGCCAUUGAAAUUAUCAAAGAGACCUACGAGCAUUGGAAAACCCUAAUUGCAGAGGAGUCACAUUCUGGCAUUUCACUGGUCAACUUUACACAAACAGACUCACCAGGCUACAAGCAGGAUGAGUUUGCUGCAUCCGGGCCAGAGCACAAAGAUGGCUCUGCUCCAGCUGAAACAGACAAGUUCUACUACCUACAGUAA
Molecule: messenger RNA, 849 nt
Organism: Nematocida ausubeli
Lineage: Eukaryota; Fungi; Microsporidia
Exons: 1
Coding region: 1-849 (282 amino acids)
Biological process (GO): phosphate-containing compound metabolic process
Cellular component (GO): cytoplasm
Molecular function (GO): magnesium ion binding; inorganic diphosphate phosphatase activity
Source: RefSeq, a predicted model, not a curated record